CGUUGAGUGUACGGUGUGUGUGUAGUCCAAAUAGUCCCGCCCACACAGUGACGCCUCUGCGAGCAGAGAAAACGUGCGGACAGUCCGUUCCAUCAGUCUCCGUUUAUUUAAACCUUUUUGUCGAGGAUUUUUCUCGAGUCGGAUCCACAUAUUUUCCCUAAACACUGCUUGUUUACAUAAACUGGCAUUGCACAUGGGAAGAUUGCUAUGGAUCAUUUAAUCAGAUUGCAGACAAACACAGCGAUGGAUGAGCUACAAGACGUUCAGCUGACCGAGAUCAAACCUCUUCUGACCUACAAGAACUCUCAGAAUUUCCAGGACUUUGACUGUCAGGAGCAUGACAUUGAGACACCCCAAGGCGUACUCCAUGUGACCAUGAAAGGCAGUCCUAAAGGCAACCGUCCCGUCAUUCUAACCUACCAUGACAUUGGCCUUAAUCACAAGUCCUGCUUCAACACGCUGUUUAACUUUGAGGAAAUGAUGGAGAUAACUCAGCAUUUUGCUGUCGUGCAUGUGGACGCCCCUGGCCAACAGGAAGCAGCACCCCCCUUUCCCGCAGGGUACCAGUACCCCACCAUGGAUGAGCUGGCAGAGAUGUUGCCCUCAGUCCUGACUCAGCUCAAGGUGAACAGUGUGAUUGGCAUUGGUGUGGGGGCAGGAGCCUACAUCCUAAGCCGCUUUGCUCUGAUUCAACCAUCCAUGGUAGAGGGGCUGGUUUUGAUUAACGUGGACCCCUGUGCUGAGGGCUGGAUGGACUGGGCUGCUUCUAAGAUCACUGGGUGGACAAGUAAUCUAGUGGACAUUGUGAUGGCUCAUCACUUCAGCACUGAGGAGCUAACUGAAAACCAGGAACUGAUACAGACAUAUCGCCUGCACAUUUCCCAGGACAUCAACCAGGACAACCUGGCCCUCUUCUGUGGCUCAUACAAUGCGCGUCAUGACCUUGGAAUCGAGAGGCCAGUUGCCGGUCUCAAUGAGAAUACUGUGAACACGCUGACAUGCCCUGCUCUGCUGGUUGUUGGAGAUACCUCCCCUGCUGUGGAGGCUGUGGUUGAAUGCAACUCCAGGUUAAAUCCAGUAAAGACCACUCUGCUAAAGAUGGCUGACUGUGGUGGUUUGCCUCAGGUUGUUCAGCCUGGAAAGCUGGCCGAAGCCUUCAAAUACUUUGUGCAAGGAAUGGGAUACAUUCCUCAUGUUUUGCUCAGCCAUCUGAGCUUUGAAUCAGUACCUGCUGCCGGCAUGACACGUCUGUCUCGAUCCCGAUCCUCCUCCUCCAGCUUCACAUCCUCGGACGGCUCACGCAACCGCAACCUGAACAGCCCUCUGGAUGGGCCCAACUCUGGAGCCCUGGUCAAUCAGGCCAGGCCACAAACCAUGGAAGUCUCCUGCUAAAAAGGCAUCGCCACUCCUCUCCUCCCCCUGGAGCUCUGGGUGAAUCUCUGCCAUCCUUUCACCCCUCUUCUCCUGUUAAUUGUGUCCUAGAUUCCUGUGUUUCUAAAGCCUUCAAAAGUUAAGCAGGGGAGGCUUGAAUGUAUUAAAUACUAAAGGUAUGCAUAAUGAAUAUAUACAGAUGAUACUAUAUGCUAGCUACAUUGUCAGUCAUAAAAGUAGAACAAAUGAAUGACUAAUAUAUAAUAACACUUGAAGGGUCUUCCACCAGGCUGUUCAUCUUCAUCAUUGUUAGUGAUCCAUUUUAUAAUUUCCCUUUUUUAUUUCUUCCACCCCUUUUAAAUGCUUUUUUGAACCUCCCUUAAUAUAAAAGUAUAGUUAAUCUAAAAAUGAAAAUUCUGUCAUCAUUUACUCACCCUCACUGAAACAAAACCCAUAUGACUUUCUAUCUUUUGUGGAACAGAAUGUUCAGUCUCAGUCACCAUUCACUUGUAAUGUAAAAAGAUUGAAUGGUGACUGAGACUGAACAUUCUGCCUGAAAUCUCUUUUGCGUCCCAAGGAAGCCAGAAAUUCAUACAGGCUUGAAACAACAUGAGGGUGAGUAGAUGAUGAUAGAAUUUUCAUUUUUGAGUGAACUAUCCCUUUAAAGAAAAAUUAUAAAAAUGUAUGUUUUAUGGUGUGAACUGUGAGGUUUCCUGUUCCCUUAUCAUGCUACACUGUGAUAUUGUUUCAUUUGUUGUCCUGAAUCUCUCUGUUUUACUGUUUCAAAUAAAAGUAAUAUUCUGUUGUUGAAUCCACUUUAAUGUGAACCCAUGAAUGUAAUGAAUAUUUAAGAACUAAUAUUUGUUGUGUUUAUCCUGUAUUAAAAACUCUACUGGCUUAUAUUAAACAAUACAUAUAACCAUCUUUAGCUAUUAGAAAAUAACAUUACCUUGUGAAGAAUUCAGAUCACUCAUCAGGCUAAACAAGUGAAAUAUAAUUUGUUCUUUUUGUUUUAAUCUUUGUUUCUUUGUGUUUUUUAACAGUUACAACAUGCUGUCACUUUUUAAAUAUGCAGAGCAUCUGUAGCUUUGCAUAUUUAGACAUGGUAUCAUAUAAAAUCAUGCUUUUCAUUUGUAUAUUUUACAUGAUCACUCCCUAUUGUUUUUUUUUUGUUGUUGUUUUUUUAAACAUAAUUAUUCCAAAUCUAUUGAUGUACACAUGGAUUGACCGCUUUCAUGAACAUAAAUGUAAGACUGAACUUUGUCUGAUAAAGUCACUCUCCAUUGAUUCGCAAUUACUAAAUAAAGUGACAGUAUAUCAUGGAAACUGGCAUAAGGUGUCUCAUGCAUUUUUU
Molecule: messenger RNA, 2725 nt
Organism: Xyrauchen texanus (razorback sucker)
Lineage: Eukaryota; Metazoa; Chordata; Actinopteri; Cypriniformes; Catostomidae
Gene: ndrg3a
Product: ndrg family member 3a
Exons: 18
Coding region: 208-1392 (394 amino acids)
Biological process (GO): signal transduction
Cellular component (GO): cytoplasm
Source: RefSeq, a predicted model, not a curated record